Molecule: messenger RNA, 2467 nt
Organism: Heterocephalus glaber (naked mole-rat)
Lineage: Eukaryota; Metazoa; Chordata; Mammalia; Rodentia; Bathyergidae
Gene: Dmbx1
Product: diencephalon/mesencephalon homeobox 1
Biological process (GO): regulation of transcription by RNA polymerase II
Molecular function (GO): DNA-binding transcription factor activity, RNA polymerase II-specific; RNA polymerase II transcription regulatory region sequence-specific DNA binding
Source: RefSeq, a predicted model, not a curated record
CGCCAUGCAGCACUAUGGGGUGAAUGGCUACUCCCUGCACGCCAUGAAUUCGCUCAGUGCCAUGUACAACCUGCACCAGCAGGCAGCCCAGCAGGCCCAGCAUGCCCCCGACUACCGUCCAUCAGUGCACGCGCUUACACUGGCUGAACGCCUGGCCGGCUGUACAUUUCAAGACAUCAUCUUGGAGGCCCGCUAUGGCUCCCAGCACCGCAAACAGCGUCGCAGCCGCACAGCGUUCACAGCCCAGCAGCUUGAGGCCCUGGAAAAAACCUUUCAGAAGACUCACUACCCAGAUGUGGUGAUGCGUGAGAGGCUGGCCAUGUGCACAAACCUGCCUGAGGCCCGGGUGCAGGUGUGGUUCAAGAACCGCAGGGCCAAGUUCCGGAAGAAGCAGCGCAGCCUGCAGAAGGAACAGCUUCAGAAGCAGAAGGAGACCGAGGGCUCCCACGAGGAAGGCAACAUUGAGCCCCCAACCCCAGACACUCAGCUGGAGUCGGACCAGCCCCCCAGUCUGCCCAGUGGUGAUCCUCCUGCUGAGCUUCACCUGAGCCUGUCAGAGCAAUCGGCUAGUGAGUCUGCCCCUGAGGACCAGCCGGACCGUGAGGAGGAUCCCCGGGCCGGGGCUGAGGAUUCCAAAGCUGAGAAGAGCCCUGGGGCUGACAGCAAGGGGCUGGGCUGCAAGAGGGGCAGCCCCAAAGCAGAUUCCCCAGGCAGCCUGGCCAUCGCUUCUGCUGCCCCAGCGGGUAGCCUCCUGGGCCCCUCCCACUCCUAUUCCUCGUCCCCGCUGAGCCUCUUCCGUCUGCAGGAGCAGUUUCGCCAGCACAUGGCUGCCACCAACAAUCUGGUUCACUACUCGUCCUUUGAAGUGGGAGGCCCAGCCCCCACAGCGGCUGCCGUGCCCUACCUGGGUGUCAACGUGGCCCCUCUCGGCUCCCUGCACUGCCAGUCUUACUACCAGUCCCUGUCUGCAGCCGCUGCUGCCCACCAGGGUGUGUGGGGGUCCCCACUGCUGCCUGCGCCCCCUGCAGGGCUGGCACCGGCCUCAGCUGCCCUGAACAGUAAAACCACGAGCAUUGAGAACCUGCGGCUCCGGGCCAAGCAGCACGCAGCUUCCCUGGGACUUGAUACGCUGCCCAACUGACUGGUCUUCAGCCCAGCCAAGGGGCUUGGGUGCCCCCUUCCAAGCCCCAUGGUUUUCCCCAGAAGGCUCAAGGAGGUAAUUUUAGGAGUCCAGAAAUCAGGGGGCCUGAGUCUUCUCCCUGUCCUCUUCCUCAGAGCCACAGCCCCCGGUGAAACCUACACACCCUCUGCAUGGCCCUGCUUGGACCCCAUGGAGGCAGAAUGGGGAGGAGGUGAGGGGCAGGCUAGAUCCUCUCCUCAGUGUCUCCUCCUCCCUGCCCUCCUCCCACUUCUGCCCCUAGUAAGUUGAUGUGUGGAAUGUGAGAUAUAAAUAUAAAUAUAUAAAGCUCUAUUCUCAGGCACUGCCUGCCCCAGGCCCCUGUCCUGCUUCUGUUGCUUCUCCCUGACAUCCUUGCUCUACCUGCAGCUUCUACAGCUCACUCCAGACUUCCCUUCUCUCUUGAUCUCCCUCUCCCUACCUCCUUUCUGGUCACAAUCCCCGCUCUGUCUUCCCCACCCUGAUCUUUCUCCUGUGUCUCUUCCUCCUGCCCCUUUGAUGCUGGCUGUGUUGGUGUCAUCAGUUCCCCAGCUGUAUUUUCUUUGGGAUUGUAGUUUUUUGGUUUUAGUAAUUUUGCUUCUUCCUGUUUCUCUGCUCUUCUCUUCUCCCUCCUGGCUUCUUCCCUACCUGCCUGUCUUUCCCUUCACCCGCAUCCUCUUUAGGCAGCUAUUCCAUGCCAUGCCCCAACAGGAAACAAGGUCCUAGAUAGAGACCCCGGAGCAGCAGGCAGGAGGUGGUCCUGGUCCUCAUGUCUACCCUCCCCUGACAUCCAGAAGGGGGGCAUGAGCCAUUUUCUCUUCUCUCUUCCCAGCUUGGAGGCCCCAUUUUCUCAGCUUAGAGAGGAAGGAAUGGAGGCAACAGUCAGGCUGGAGUGGGCAGUGAAAUAGCCAGCGGCCCUGCCUGCACUUCCUCCAAGGCCCCUGUUCACUCAGGUCUGACUGGAGCUCUAAGGCCCUUUUGAUGAGAUUUCCCUGCUAGGUGAGAGGUACUCUCAGAGGGAACAGGGCUGGUCCUCCUCUCUCAGUCCCAGCCUCUGAGUUCAGCAGUUUCUCUUCUUCCUUGAAGUGUGUCGGAGCCAGAAAUGAAGGUUGAACUCAGGGUCCUGAUCACAGUGAGUGAAAACCACACAGCAAUGCAUACGUUGAGGCUUCUGUUGGCUUCUUGUUCCAAAACCAACAGUGGAAAUAGGGGCCUCUGUCAAGCGAGUCACUGGCACAGAAAGGGAUGGUCUGUUACGGGCAGGCAACCCAGCUCAGCAGAGCCCCUUUCACAGAGGUGUACCUUGGACAA